AUGUCACAAUUUUGUGGGUACACGUUAGAAAUUGAACUGAAUGAUGCCAAGGGUACAAAAGUGAAGGGAACUAUUGGAAAUAUUCAGGAUAAAGAUCUCUUACUCUCCGAGGCACAGUAUUUACAAGGUCCAGAUUCCAAUUCCAACCAUAGAGAUCUUCUCAUCAAGGAGGGCACAAUCAAGGAUCUCAAAGUCGUAGGUAUUCCACCUCGAAAGAAAAAGGAUAAAAAAAAGAGCAAGCAAGAAAAGGAUAAGGAUAAGUAUUCGGAAACCAAGGCACUGAAAAAGGAAUCGACCUUGGCCUCAGGUAAAGCAGAUUGCAAAGGAGAGAGAGUCCAAAGCACCCAAGACCCCGAUAACCAUUAUAAUUAUCAUUCAAAUGAGAUUGACUGGCAGAAUGAGAAUCCUGGCACGCUAAAGAACAUGGAGGUUUUUGAUUUUGCAUCGAAUCUUCAAAAGUUUGAUAAAAAGUCAGUAUUUGAGGAGCUUUCAAGAUUGGACAAGACAGAUCCUCGCAACAGAUUAGUCGGGCAAAACAAGCUGCCACAAAAAACUAAUUACGAAAACACUGAAAUGGUGUUACAAUCUAGCCAGAAAGACACUUGGGAAAAUAUCAAUUCAGCCAAUGACUAUACUCAAAGUGCAUUGGGCAAUCAAGCAAAUGAAAAAAUCAAAGAGCAAGAGACCAAUUUGACCAAAGGAGGUGUACAGCAAACCAACCAGUUAUCUUCAGUCAUAAAGUCCAAUGUAAAAAUAUACUCUUUGGAAAAAGAUCUCAUUCCUACAUGCUCCCCUAUUCAAUUGGCCGAAAUUAUUCAGCUCUGUUCUAAAAUGUUGGGUGUUUCUAACGAAGCAAUGAUUUAUGAUGCUGGUAGAAGCCUGGCAGAAUUGAUAGUGAAAGAAAUAAUAGGGGAAUUUAGAUUAUCCAAUUUGAAUCAUAAUGCACCCCCAUUGGUGCUUGUUCUAGCAGGAAAUAAUGUGUCGGGAGCAAGAGUACUUACAGCAGGAAAACAGUUAUCCAAUCAUGGCAUUAGAGUCUUGGCAUACGUGCUUCAUGAUUCGGAGGAGUCAGAGGAUGAAAUGCUGGACAUUGUGAAGUCAAGCUUAAACAUUUUGACUAGCACUGAUGGAAAAAUUGUGAAAAGCAUACCAGAACUAAAUCACGUCUUGGAGCAGGUGGAUUCUCCAUUGGAACUCAUAAUUGAUGGUCUUCAGGGAUAUGAUACAAAUCUUUGCGAUCUGAUCGAACCUGAGCUCAGUCGAUCCAAAAAUAUUGUGGAAUGGUGCAACAAUUCCAAAGCCCCUGUUUUGUCGCUUGAUGUACCUUCAGGCCUUGAGGCUUCAUCAGGAACUGCUGAUUUUGAAACAUACAUUGCUUCAAAUUACUUGGUUUCCGUCGGGAUACCUCUCAGCUCCGUGCUGAGUCUGUACCGCUUCGGAUACUUUGAAAAACAGGAUCUCAAGCAUUUCUUGAUUGAUUCGGGGAUUCCUAGAAAGGUUUUCACACUGAAGUCCAAUCUGAGGAAGUUUGACAGGUAUUGGUUUACUAAGAGCUGGUAUGCAAUCUUGAAUGUUGAAUAG
This is a messenger RNA of Ogataea philodendri, 1581 nucleotides long. RefSeq lists its product as uncharacterized. Gene Ontology annotation, cellular component: P-body. Gene Ontology annotation, molecular function: mRNA binding. The transcript has a single exon. NCBI's taxonomy places the organism in Eukaryota, Fungi, Ascomycota, Pichiomycetes, Pichiales, Pichiaceae. The record is from RefSeq and is a predicted model, not a curated record. Gene Ontology annotation, biological process: P-body assembly; deadenylation-independent decapping of nuclear-transcribed mRNA. Bases 1 to 1581 code for a protein of 526 amino acids.